Cinara cedri is the source of this 5992-nucleotide messenger RNA. The record is from the annotation of a GenBank genome assembly. NCBI's taxonomy places the organism in Eukaryota, Metazoa, Arthropoda, Insecta, Hemiptera, Aphididae.
CGACUGAAAAUCGUAAAGAGUUGCCACGGUAUUUAAUGAUUAUUAGAUUUCGACGAUUUCGUUCAACCCGGUGACAGCGUUCCGUGUACCGAUGCAGCUCCGCAUCCGUAUUCGUUUUCGAUGUCGCGAUUGGCUGUUUCGCAUGUAUUCAUAUUUUGGCGGCAAUUUAUGUGCGGACCGUAAUUUCAUUUAUUAAAAUAAUAUCGACCAUAAAUCUGAACAGGGUUGAACAACUUAAAAGUAAAAUAAAAUGUUCAACGAUUUAUACAAUCAAUCACAGAACCGAAAACAAAUAUGGGUGCCGAGUUCGAAUAUACACUUUUGGUGCUAUUCAGUACUAUGCAGUGAUAGUAGGUUUUGUCUUAAGCGUGUUGAUUCUUUUGAUAUCAGUUUCGAUUAGAAAGUUAACAUGUUAAUGCUUUAAAACCUGUACACUAAUCAUUGUGAGCUUGCCCCCGUAAAAGAACCAAUUCAUUUUUCAUUGUACGAAAUAUGAAACGUUUUAUAUACUUACUUUGGUUCGCUCACGAACAUGUGGCUUUUCGUAUCCAUGUAAGAUCAACAUAGUAAUAUUUACAAAUUUUACGAGAUAACUAGAUUCAUUUGUUCUAAAUUCAUGUUUUUAGGAAAUUGAAUCUAUUGCUUCACUGUUGAAUAUACCAAUAAAAUGGCUUGAACCACCAUCCGAUGAAGUAAGAAUAUUAUUUAUUUAAUAAUCGUUUUGAUCAGUUAUUACAUAACUGUAUCAACUAACUUGUCUUGACUAUAGAUUGUUUAUACUUACUAUUUGUUAUUAUAGCCAUGGUAUCUUGUUGAACUGCCGUCAGAAGAAGCUGUUCAACAAAUAUCUGCUCGUUCAGUAACUAUGAGACGUGCCCUGCAAUUAUGGGCUGAUGAACCAACUAUAUCCAAACUUCAUGAAACUUUAAAAGAAAAGUGUUUAAAUGGUAUACUUGAACCAUUUAAAUUAAAAUCAUUUAAAGUAGAUGUAGAUUUAUUUUGUAAUUCGCAAACAAAAGAAGAAAAACUUGAAAGAAUAGAAGUAAAGUGAAAAAUAUUGCGUGUUUAAUCUUAGUUUGAUGUUAUAUUGUUCUAUUAGUCUUUCAGUUAUAUACCAUUUGAAGGUCCAGUUAAUCUUAAAAAUCCAGAUGUUACAUUUCAGUAUAUUGAGUAUUAUGGUUUAGACCCAAAAAAUAUUCCUGAAUUUCCUACACGUACAUUUUUUGGACGAGUAGUAUGUAUUGCUAUUUGGUAAUUUAUUUUUUAAUAAUCUAUCAAACUUGUUUUUUCAGGUAGCUGAAAGUGGACGAUCUUUAAUACACGAGUUGUCAUUAAAAAACCGCACGUUUAUUGGCAAUACUAGUAUGGAUCCACAGCUUUCUUUGUUGAUGGCAAAUUUAGGAAAAGUUUCAAAUGGUGAUUUAGUAUUGGAUCCAUUUGUCGGAAGUGGUGUGUACAUUUCAUGUUUUAGUCUUAAUAGGUAUAAAGCUAUUAAGAUACAUUGUUUUAAAUUACCAUCAAAAAAUAUGCAUAAAAUUGAUUUUUCUUGCACUUGUCAAUAGAACUAAUUAAUACUACAUGAAGAAUGAAAAUAAAUUUUCUAAAAGUUCAUUCCAAUUAAAAUUACAGAAUGAAAAAUUUCAUAUAUUUUGUUUACUUAACAAAGGCGAAUUCAUUAUUAUUCAUAUUUAAUAUAUAUACCUUGACUAAAUAAUAUAACUUAAAGUAACAUAUAAUUCCGAUGACUGGUUUUAUAAAGCAAUAUUUUACUAAGGAUAUAAAUUCAAGAAUACUGGACUUUUUUAAUUUCAAAAUCGAUUAACAUUUUAAUUUUAAAGCAAAUUAUUCUGGUAUAUUCAAUAUUUUAAUAAGUAAUUAGUAUGCAAGCAAAGUUAAAUAUAUAUUGAGACCAUUAUAUUGUGUAUUUAUUUUAUUUUAAACUUAUUUUUUAAUAUUUCUUUAGGUUCGUUAUUAGUAGCUGCGGCAAAAUUUGGCGGUCACGUAAUUGGAACAGAUAUUGACUACUUAAUGCUUCACGGACGUACAAGACCUACAAGAAAGCAAACUAGAGUAAUUCAAUUUAUUUUAUAUUAUUAUGUAAUUACUAAUGUUAUAGAAUCAGGUUAUUUAUAAAUAGUUACAUAUUUUGAUAUUUUAUUAAUGUAUAUUGUAUAUGAUCUCUAUUUGAUCUCAAUUGUUGAUCAUUAAUCUUAAUAUAUUCCUAUACAUUUCAGCAUAUACCUAGAAGAAAUGAAAGUAUUGAAGCUAAUAUGGUUCAAUAUUCUUGUGUUGAUAAAUAUAUUGAUGUUAUCGUAGCCGAUUCAUCUAUACCUUGUUGGCGCAGUGAUGUAGAAUUUGACUGUAUCUUGGCAGACCGUAAUAUAAACUAUUUAUUUUGUUUCAUUAACAGUGUAAUCAAAAAUAUUGAAUAUUUACAGCGCCUUAUGGUAUUAGAGAACCAACUGAACGAAUAGGCUCAAAAGAGUUCUUACCCAUUGUUAAGAAAGAAACAAUUCAUUUCCCUUCUAAAGUAGAUUAUGGGUUAAAUGAAAUUGUUAAAGAUCUUAUGAAGUUUUCGUCCAAGCAACUAAAAUUAAAUGGGAGAUUGUUAUUUUGGGUACCAGUAUUUAAACAACAUUAUGAUGAAUCUCAAAUACCAAGGCAUAGUAGUUUUAAGUUGAUUGGAAACUGUGAACAAGUGUUGACAACAUUCACUGCUAGACGACUAUUAAUUUUUGAAAAAAUUAAAAUGCCAGAAGUAAACUAAAGAAUUUAUUUUCCAAAAUUAACAUAAUUUAUACAUCAUAUAACGAACAAAUUUUUUAUUUUAGGAUACUGAUGAAUGUAGUUGUACAAUUCCAAGUACUAAUUCUUUUAGGGAGCAAUUUUUUAAUUGGGAUGAAAAUCGUCUUACAAGAAAAGAAAAAAAAGAAGCAGCUGCUAGAAAUAAAGAACUUUGGUUUGCAAAAUUAAACAAUAUUAAUGUGAAAUAACAUAUAGUUGUAAGUUUAUGUUAAAAAUAAAAAAAGAUAACUUAAUAAUGGACAAAUUUAUAAAUUUAUACAAGGUGCUCAUUCAUGGUAAUGUAUAUAAAAAUUAAAAAUGCAAAACACCAUUAAAAUAUUUUUACCAGCCCAAACGUACAACAUAAUUCAUUUUACUAUAAAAUUAGUUUUUUUUUUCAAGUAUACUUAUAAAUAAUUUAACUGAUUUUAAAAUUAUAGUUCUAUUUAAAUCAAAUCAUUAAAUAAUAAUUUGUAACAAAUGCUUAAUUAUCUUGAACUAAAUAUAAUAUACUAUUCCUUAAAUAUUAUAUUUGUAAUAAAAGAAAAAAAGAUCAAACAUAUUUAAAGUGAUGUAGGUACAUAAAAAUGUACAAUUUAUUUGAAUGAUUCCUAAAAUAUUUCUGUUAUUAUAUCUAAAAUUAAAAUUAAUUAACAUUAAACACUGUUAAUUAUAAUAUAUUAAAUAUAACAAGUUAAUAAAAUAUGGUUAGAUGAGUACAGAAUAAAAUAAUACAAUUUGUAUAGAUAAUAAUAUUAAGAUUAUUUUAUUUAAGAUAGAUGUUAGGCAUUAAAUUUACCUGAUCAGGUAGUUAUACUCAAUUAUUUAAUCUACAGCUAUUUAAAACAAGUAAAAACUAACUUAGAUGUAACUCUUAUGAUUGACAAUAUAUUUUAGUAUUGUUUUAAACUUUAAUCACAACCUAAAAACUACAGUUUUAAUUCUAAGUUACAUAAUUUGUGUGUUGCCCAUUGGACUGAGAUAGUUAAUCAAAAUAUGCCUUUAGAUUGUUUUUUUGCUAACAGAUGUCACUCCAUUCAGAAUCUAAAAUAUAACUGCCAUUAUGAAAUUUUUUUUUUUACUGAUAAAAACUAUAAUUACAUACUUUAAUUCGUAUAAGGUAAUAAAUAAUCAACAAAGAAAUGUUCAGUGCUAUUUAUGAGAAUUUAAGAUUCUUUCAUAAAAUAUUAGGUGUCAACCAUAGGCGCAACACGGGGAUCACUUGAGGGUCUUUAGCAUCCCCAAAAAUACCUAAUUAGUUGUUUUAUUGUAUAGACUAAAUAUUUUAUUAAUUUAUUCAUGUAUUUCAUAAUUAAUAAGCAAAACAAAAUACAAAUUAAACCUACAUAUAAUGUGUGUGUAUAAAAAAUAAAGUUAUGAAAUGAUUUCAUAUAGAAAAUUGUAAAUAAAAUGUGUAGUUGCUUAUAAUUAUGGUGUGGGGGUAUUACCUUUAUUGGUCUGUGAUGUGUAUAAUUUUAGCACUUCUAAGGUUGGUGGUCAAGUUGUGCCUAUGGUGUCAACAUUAUAAUUUAUCGAUAAUCAUAAUACAUGUUACAAUGAAUAUAUAGUUUGAUUAAAAUACGGUUCAGCUAUUUUGUUAGUUUCAACAUAACAAUAAAAUUAUAUUAUAUUUACUGUGCUAUUAAUUUGAGAAAAGUGUUGGAUUAAAAUAUGAUUUAGGAACAAAAAAAAAAAUUAUUAACAAUAUUUUCACAUGUUUUAUGAAGAGAUUUCUUUUCCUGCUAAUUUAUAAAUCAGACCAACUAAAUCGGUACGUUUAUUUUCAAGAUCUUCCAUAUCAACUGGAUCUACAUCACGAAUAUCUGAAUUUGCACAUACAUACCGAGCAACAUUUUCUGCGUUGCACAUCAGAUGUAUCCCACAGUCAUAACUGUUUUGCUGUUGUCUGGUUGGUAAUGGCGUAAUAAUAUCUAUAAUAUCUUUGAAAUAAAAUUUCAGCUUUAAUGCUAACUUUCUUGCUUGUUUUUCAUUAGAAUCCCAUAUAGAGUCCAUAUGGAAAAGACGCCUAUGUUUUGUCCCAUAAACCACUAACGACCAGUGUGUACCACCAACUGAUUGCAGUUGUUCCUGAUCAUUCAGCGGGAAAAAAAUGUAAGAAUAAGAUUUGUCUUUGACAAGUGGAUCAAGAAAAACAGCUAUAUCAUCUACAUUGCAUUCCUUAAUACAUUGAACUAUUUCCGGACUGAUAAAAUAUACUUUAGAACUGUUCUUAAACACAUCGUUAUUUAAGUAUUCCAUGUAGAAGCCAAUCACAGAAUCAUUAAGCCAUUGAUCGUCGAUUAGUAAACUUAUAUCAGAUUGGUGAAGAAGAAAGUUCUCGUAGCUCAAUACUACUGGAUCUUUUUCUUUGGACGAUCUGUAGGGUUUACUCAUUUUUAUGGUUUUCUUAAAGAACUGCACCACUGUCAUAGAAAAAAUAUUGUUAAAUUAAAUUAUUUAUUUUCAUAACAUUUAAGAAUUUAAUUAAUUUUGUGAUAAAACAAAAUACAAGACAAAAUGUAAACAAAACAACGAAAAAAGUAGAUUACAGUGUGUCCAGGAGAUAAAAUGAAAACUAUAGGUAAGAUUACAGAUGUACCAUAGAUUAUUAUUAUUUUUAUUAGAUGUAACCUCCUAACCACCUUGGAUGUAACUUAGUUUGGUAUUAAUACGGAUUUAGAUUCGCUCAUGACGAAAUGAGGUUGUUUCGUCAUGGAUGAAAAUGAUUUACCGAUAUUUUUAUUCUCUAUAGGACAGGGGUUAUUUCCAGGUGGCCAGUAACUUUAAUUUUGGGAGCCGCAAAUUUAUAAAACUAAUUCAAGGCGAGCCACAUUGUAAAGCGAUGUUCAUAAAAUAAAGAAACAUUUUUCAUUUUAAAUCAAAUGAAGGAACAUUUAUUUCUUACACUACACAAAACAUUACUAUUAUUGACAUUAUUAUUAAUAAUACUAUCGUUGUUUUACUUAUGAUAAGUGCUUUUUCGAGUGUUCAUUUUUUCUGCAAGUCUUGAAAUCUGGCUGAUCAUUUUUAAACGCGGUUCGCACAAAUUUACUAAAAUGUUCAUAGGUUAGUUCAGAUCGAUAUUUAGAUUUAAUGAACUCAAUUGGUGCCAAUCUAUAAUAACGACUGUAAUUGAUAACGAAACCGACCGCAAUCAAAACACUAACGAAUUGUAUAUUUAUUAAUUUUAAUCUAAGCUUGGUUCAAG